UACCACAUGGGGCCCAACAACUCAAAUCCCUCAUCAUCAUGCCCCAUUGAACAGGAUCAACGGUCCGGAUUCAACCAGACGCGCCCUCUUCCCAUACAAAAAUACACACACAAACAGAUAAAACAAAACACCAGCUCUCCCACUCCCACCUCCAUUUCCCAUUUCCCAUUUUUCCUUCUCUGCAGUGGUGAAGAACAGCCAUUCUGGGCUCCACUUCGUUCAGGCCAAAAUAUCACAAAGAAGAUGAUGAUGGUGAUGAGGAGAAGACUGGCAUGUUGCACAAGGGAAAGAGAGCUCAGCCUCGACUUGGAUGAGCAAGAGAGGAUCAUGACCUAUAAUGGACUGGAGAAUUGCAUCCUCAAUGGCCACUCUUAUGAAAAUGAAAGUCAUACUAGCAGAGGAGAUGGAUGUGCAACCGACUCCUUGGAUGAAGAUGACACGAGCUGUUCUUCAAGCAAAGAUGCUUUUGGAUCUUUCUCGUCUAAAUGGUUGACGAUGAACAUGAAGAAGGAUGAACAUGGACUGGAUGAGUGGGAGGUCCCUGAGAGUCCCCAACACUUUUAUGUCAAAGAGAAACCGGGUUAUUCCGUUCGGUUUUCAGAUGUUGAGGUCAUGAAAGAAAGAUUUUCAAAGCUGUUAUUGGGUGAAGAUAUUACUGGAGGAAAAAAGGGUCUAACCUCUGCAUUAGCAUUGUCCAAUGCAAUAACGAACCUUGCAGUGUCAGUUUUUGGGGAGCUGUGGAAAUUGGAGCCGCUAUCUGAAGAAAGAAAGGUCAAAUGGCAACGAGAAAUGGACUGGUUGCUCUCCCCCACCAACUACAUGGUUGAGUUGGUACCUGCAAAGCAAAGCGGCGCCAAUGGCCGAACCUUGGAGAUAAUGACCCCAAAAGCCCGGGCUGACAUCCACAUGAAUCUCCCUGCACUUCAGAAGCUUGACUCUAUGCUUAUUGAGACGCUGGACUCGAUGGUGGACACAGAGUUUUGGUAUGCAGAAGGAGGGAGCCGGGCAGAAGGAAGGACCAGAAGCAUGAGCCAGAGCAAAAGGUGGUGGCUCCCAUCACCCCAAGUACCAACAACCGGGCUCUCAGACCCUGAAAGAAAGAAGCUGCUUCAUCAGGCUAAGGUGGUACAUCAAGUGUUCAAGGCUGCCAGAGCAAUCAACGAAAAUGUGCUGCUGGAAAUGCCUGUGCCAACCCUCAUCAGGGAUGCUCUCGCCAAGUCUGGAAAGGCAAACCUUGGUGAGGAACUAUACCGGGUACUGACUGCAGAAUCAAGCUCUGCUGAGGAGAUGCUGAGUUCCCUCAAUCUGAAAUCUGAGCACAGUGCUCUCGAGGCCAUUAACAGGCUGGAAGCUGCAGUAUUCGCAUGGAAGGAGAGAAUCACAGAGCAAGUCAGCGGUAAAUCUCCUGUUCGAACAUCAUGGUCUUUCAUAAAAGACCCCACGACCGAGCUGGACAAAAUGGAGUUGAUUCUGUUCCGUGCUGAAGCUCUCUUGCAACAGCUCAGGACCCGGUAUCCAAAUCUCCCUCAGUCCUUCCUUGAUGUGGCGAAAAUCCAAUAUGGCAAGGACAUAGGACACUCCAUCCUGGAAGCCUAUUCUCGGGUUCUUGGCAACUUGGCAUCCAGCAUACUCUGCCGAAUGCGUGAUAUUCUGCAGGAAGACGUCUUCAGCAAUCCAAACUCACCCAUUGCAACAACAAGCUGCUUUCCGGGAAUCAAUCUCACUGGAAUGACUGAAACUCCAACGCCUAGUCUGCGCAUAAGACACUCACUGAUUGAUCAGAUGAACAUGGUGGAUGGGCGGUUUCGUGACCCGAAUGCAGGUGCUUCUCCUGACUGUGAAGCGUCAUACAGCGACUCCAGAAGAAGCUCAGUCAUGGCAACGCCUAGCCGGAGCCGGGUAUGGUGCAUUGGUAGGGAGGCUUGUAGCAGUUUGUCUCCCAGAAAUUCACCUUGAUGAAACAGUGUGAUCUUCUAUAGCUCUAUGUAAAUGACACAACUCAACUAUAUAUGCUAAAUGAGAGUUUCAAAAGGAAAAAAAAAACAAAAAAAAAAACAAAUCAUUUUGGUUUUGCCCCCUUCUCACAA
Molecule: messenger RNA, 2087 nt
Organism: Vitis vinifera (wine grape)
Lineage: Eukaryota; Viridiplantae; Streptophyta; Magnoliopsida; Vitales; Vitaceae
Product: rop guanine nucleotide exchange factor 14
Exons: 8
Coding region: 7-1956 (649 amino acids)
Molecular function (GO): guanyl-nucleotide exchange factor activity
Source: RefSeq, a predicted model, not a curated record